GACACAAUGGGACAAUAUAUGAUACGUAACGGAUCUAAAGGAAGCUCUGUAAAUGCAGACAUUUUCCCACAGUAUAGCUGGUUUGAGGAAUUCAUGUCUCAGCCUUAUCUACUUUAUUUUGUAAGAG
This is a messenger RNA of Racocetra persica, 127 nucleotides long. The record is from the annotation of a GenBank genome assembly. NCBI's taxonomy places the organism in Eukaryota, Fungi, Glomeromycota, Glomeromycetes, Diversisporales, Gigasporaceae.